Aquila chrysaetos chrysaetos is the source of this 834-nucleotide messenger RNA. Its product is annotated as beta-keratin-related protein. The record is from RefSeq and is a predicted model, not a curated record. Lineage: Eukaryota; Metazoa; Chordata; Aves; Accipitriformes; Accipitridae. The coding region runs from base 54 to 377 and encodes 107 amino acids. Gene Ontology annotation, cellular component: intermediate filament. The transcript is spliced from 2 exons. Gene Ontology annotation, molecular function: structural constituent of cytoskeleton.
CUCCUCGUGCCUUCCUCUGCUCUGGGAAGUGGGGUCGCCUCCCUCCGCGAGACAUGUCGUGCUACAGCCCCUGCCUGCCAGCCGCCUGCGGCCCAACCCCGCUUGCCAACAGCUGCAACGAGCCGUGCGUCAUCCGGUGCGCCGACUCCAGCGUUGCGAUCCAGCCCUCGCCAGUCCUGGUGACGCUGCCGGGCCCAAUCCUCAGCUCCUUCCCUCAGAGCACAGCUGUGGGAUCCACCGCGUCGGCUGCCGUGGGGAGCUCUCUCAGCGCUGGCGGUGUGCCCAUCGCUUCUGGGGGCUCCCUGGGGGGCUUUGGGUGGUCCGGUCUGGGCCGUGGGCUCUGUGGGCCUCUGGGACGGGGCAAUCUCUUAUGCUGAAGCCCGUGGAUUGCCUGCCCGUGGCCGAGCACCAGCAGCCUCGAGGAAAGCCCUGGAGCCAGCCCUGAGAGCGUGGCCAUGGUCUGCAGAGGAGCCGAGCUCCCGCUUCUCCGCCUGCGCUGCGAGGAAGGGGCCUGCGCUGGCCUUCCGUCUCUUCCAAGGAAGCCUCUCUCUUUCCCCCUCUCGCUCUGCUCUACCUCACGCUCCCCAGGAAAUACCUCCUCCUUCCUUCCGUAGCAACGGGUCUAGGUGAUACGAUACAUGAUUGCCAGAGCCUUGAAGAGGAAUUGGAAGUGGAAAAGAAGCGUCCCUGCCGUGGAGGUUUUCCUUCAGAUGGCAGCACUCCUCUGAGCUUACUCAGCCAGCCUCCCAAAUGCUCUCGUCUUUUCCCUUCUCCUUUGAUUUUCUCAUUAAAGACAUUGGGCAUCAGCUUUGCAAGGGAGUCGUGUUUCAUUCU